AUGGCUCCCGCAACUGUUGUCUGUAUAGGAAUGGCUGGAUCUGGAAAGACUACGUUUGUACAGAGAUUAAAUUCACAUCUUCAUUCAAAGAAAACUCCACCUUAUUUAAUCAAUUUAGAUCCUGCUGUACUCAAAGUACCUUACGGAGCUAAUAUCGAUAUAAGGGAUUCUGUUAAAUAUAAAAAGGUUAUGCAAGAAUAUAAUCUUGGUCCGAAUGGGGCAAUCGUGACAUCUUUAAACUUAUUUUCAACGAAAAUUGAUCAGGUCAUAAAGCUAGUUGAAAAGAGAUCGGAUAAAGUUCAACAUGUCAUCAUCGAUACACCUGGGCAAAUAGAAUGUUUCGUCUGGUCAGCAAGUGGUGCUAUAAUAAAUGAAGCGUUUGCUUCAACAUUUCCAACAGUUAUUGCUUAUAUAGUUGAUACACCCAGGAACACUUCUCCAACUACGUUCAUGUCGAAUAUGUUAUAUGCAUGUUCUAUUUUGUAUAAAACUAAGCUACCGAUGAUUGUUGUGUUUAACAAGACAGACGUGACUAAGGCCGAUUUUGCGAAAGAAUGGAUGCAAGACUUCGAAGCAUUUCAAAAUGCGUUAAAGAAUGAUCAAGAAUUGAGUGGCGAUGGUGGCUCUUCUGGUUACAUGAGCUCUUUGGUCAAUUCAAUGUCGCUUAUGCUUGAGGAGCUCUAUUCUCAAUUGGAUGUGGUUGGUGUAAGCUCUUAUAAUGGAGAAGGUUUCGAUGAUUUAUUGGAUUCAAUUGACAAUAAAGUUGAGGAAUACAACACAUAUUACAAAAGUGAAAGAGAUAGAAUAUUGAAGGAUAAAGAGGAACAAGAAAAGAGCCGCAAAGUUAAGUCUUUGGAUAGGUUAAUGAAUGAUUUGGAUAUGAACGAUCGGAAUAAAAAGACGGGAGGUGAUUCAGAGGUCUUGUCCGACUUUGAAAAUGAUAAUGAGAGCGAUGAUUACGAAGGCGAGGUAUUGAGAGAUGAAGAUGAACCAGAAAGAGAGUAUACAUUUCCUGAGAACAGGGAUUCAGAGGUGAAUAGCAGGACUGACGCAGAAUUACAAGCACGAUAUCAAGCUGCGUUUAAUUCUACAGCGAAAUCUGCAUCUUCAGAUACGGCGGAAAGAAUUGCUAAUUAUAUUAAGCGAUAG
Priceomyces carsonii is the source of this 1149-nucleotide messenger RNA. RefSeq names its product GTPase. Bases 1 to 1149 code for a protein of 382 amino acids. The transcript has a single exon. NCBI's taxonomy places the organism in Eukaryota, Fungi, Ascomycota, Pichiomycetes, Serinales, Debaryomycetaceae. Gene Ontology annotation, molecular function: GTPase activity. The record is from RefSeq and is a predicted model, not a curated record.